Molecule: messenger RNA, 673 nt
Organism: Caenorhabditis angaria
Lineage: Eukaryota; Metazoa; Nematoda; Chromadorea; Rhabditida; Rhabditidae
Source: the annotation of a GenBank genome assembly
AUGCUCCGACGGGUAUUUUUAUCAACAACAACAAGAAGAUUCAAAUUGCGAUCAAUUCAAACGGUUUUCGAAGAAGAAUAUUAUGAGGAACAGGUUUAUGAGAAAGCUGAGAAGAAAAUGGACAAAAAAGAUAUGAGGUGAGUUUUUGGAAAAAUAUUUAGUCUACUGAAAUUAGGUUUGUCUCACUUUAGUGGAAAUAUGAUGCGGAAAUAAUCCGAUCAUCACGUUGCACUGCGUAAAACGUUUCUGCACAAAUUAUUUUGCAAUACGUUACGAAGAACCUUACGCUGUUAUUUAAGUUGUAUUUUCUGAAAAUACACAUUGAAACCUACAACUCACAAACAAAUCAACAGUGAAGUUUUCAGAAUGAGAUGUUAGAGGAGGAUGAAACUCAAUGACAAAGAAAGAUUUUAAAAAAAUAAUACAGAAAUAUUGAAACGUAAAAAAUAUCCGAUUUUUUCAUACAAAAUUAGAGCGUUCAUUGAAUAAUUUUUGAGGUUUUCUCAGAGAAAUGGGCUGGAGAACCGGCGGAGAAAACGACCUGUCGGCGAACUUUCGGACAACCGCCGGAAUGUCUGACCAACACUAUUUCGUCGAAACUUUUGUCCGCCGGUUAUCCGAAAGUUCGCCGACAGGUCGUUUUCUCCGUCGGUUCUCCAGCCCAUUUCUCUGA